Candidula unifasciata is the source of this 1398-nucleotide messenger RNA. Lineage: Eukaryota; Metazoa; Mollusca; Gastropoda; Stylommatophora; Geomitridae. The record is from the annotation of a GenBank genome assembly.
AUGGACUCUGAUUUAUUCUCCAGCCCGGCGGCUUUGGACCUGACAAUGAAAUCCACCAUUGUAUCCUGCCCUGUGAAAAGUGAAACAACCAGCCCGGACAUGUUCCUGACAAUGGCUGAUACCACUGCAGCGUUCAGCAUUACACGACAGCCCACCAUCAUUGUCACCACAACAUCAACACCAUUGGUGACAGCAAAAUCAUCCAUCUUUGGCAGUGACACCAUCAGCAUACCAACUGUUCACAUCAAGCAGGAACCAGUCGAGUGUUUAGACCAAAUUCAUGAGCAAGCAGUGAACUUGGAAUCCAUUGUUCUUCCACCAACACCACCUGGCAGUUCUGGCAGUGAUAGUGAGGGCAGUCAGAGCCCACUGAAUUCAGCUCCUUCCAGCCCCAUCCGUCAGUCAUCCUUGAGGCAUUCAUCAUCUGGUACACAGGUCGCCGGUAAAGGAUACACUCAGCCACUGUUUGUCAAUGCAAUAUCGCAGUCUGGGUUGCUGAUUCUCUCAGAGGAAGAGAAGAGAACUCUCAUAUCUGAAGGCUAUCCCAUCCCUAGUAAACUUCCAUUGACCAAACAGGAGGAGAAGAAUCUGAAAAAGAUCCGCAGGAAAAUCAAGAACAAGAUUUCAGCUCAAGAGAGCCGGCGGAAAAAGAAAGAAUAUCUGGAAGCGUUAGAGAAAAGAAUUGAGGCAUACAAUCAUGAAAAUAAUGACCUGAAGAAAAAAGUGGAAAAUUUGGAGAGCAACAAUAGGUCAUUGCUUGGUCAGCUGCAGAAGCUCCAGUCAUUGGUUAGUAAAAUGCCUAAAGCUGCCACGGCCACACAGACGGGCACAGCUUUAAUGGUUCUGGUGUUUUGCUUUGCUGUGUUCCUGGGCAGCAUGUCCCCGUCUAACCUGAACAUCGGCUACUCCACAAAACCUCCCAUGCUGGGCUUUGUACAGCCACAGACUAUCAGUUUGCCACAGCCACAGCCACAAAUGGGACCUCAACCCUUGCCUGCACUAGAUACUUCCAGUCCUUACGUAACACCAAACAUGAAAUCUAGAGUGCUGAUGUCUGUAGAUCAAGAAGACAACUGUGAUGACCUUCGACCUAUGCCCUGGGAGAACUCAAUGUUAUGCCCAAUUGUGGAAAGUAUUGCUAACAAAAAUAUGGAGAUGCCCAACCCAGGUGUGAACCUGCUGGGAGGUGCCAAUAUCCCAUCUGGUGGCCAGACAACUGCUGAUGCAAUGGUAGUGAUGGUGGUGGCUGCUAGUGUGGAGACCAACGGCAGUGACAGCCGAGACAGCGCUGCCAAUGGCUACCAGAAUCAGGUGGUCCCAGACAUUGAGAUGAUCCACCAGGAGAUGUUCAACCAUGGCAGACUGCACAACAUGUCAGUAGAAAUGGAAACAGCCUAG